Messenger RNA from Trichoderma gamsii, 3831 nucleotides. RefSeq lists its product as hypothetical. Bases 1 to 3831 code for a protein of 1276 amino acids. Gene Ontology annotation, biological process: mitochondrion organization. NCBI's taxonomy places the organism in Eukaryota, Fungi, Ascomycota, Sordariomycetes, Hypocreales, Hypocreaceae. Gene Ontology annotation, molecular function: S-adenosylmethionine-dependent methyltransferase activity. The record is from RefSeq and is a predicted model, not a curated record. Gene Ontology annotation, cellular component: membrane; mitochondrion. The transcript is spliced from 4 exons.
AUGGCUGAGCCAACACACUAUAUACCCAACCAACAACAACCCCAAGAGUCUUCGCUGGAUCGAAGACCAAGGAGGUUUCUUAAUCCUUUAAUUGAAGAGAAAACUGGAGAUGCCUAUGGAGAAAGCAGCGCAAAGGGAAAGCGAGCUGAUACUUCGCAUCUCAACAUCACAGCAUGGCUAUCGCCCAUGAGCGACCACUUCCCUACUCCAAGGGGAGUGCAUUAUCUCGCUGCUCCGAUUCUUCCAUCAUCGCCGUCGUCAAUGUCAGCCGAUGAGAACUCGCCAACGUCAAUUUCGAAUUCAAACUCGUGGAACCGAGCUAGCUCGAUCACUGAUAGCACCGAUAGCACCGAGUUCGACGAGCUAUAUGAUCUCUAUGGCGUAUCAGACGACGAGGCACAACAGGGGCUGCGUCGUUCGUCGGCUGUACGAAAAUCUCGAACGACAUCGAUGCUGUUUGAGCCCGUUAUUCGAGGACCGACUCCUCUUGCCAUCCCGCCUACUAGAGAUGAGAACGAUGAGAUCUGGUCUGCCGUGGAUGAGCUCAAGAAAAUCACGUCUCCGCUUCCGCUGACUCCAUCUGCAAAUCUCCCAAUGUCGCCGGCACAGAAAGACUUCUUUGGCAAGCAGCAGGCUUUGGUAGUUCCCACGGUCUCUGCACCACCGUCUCUCGAUGGAAGCUUGUCUUCAGAGCAGCUCGCUACAAUGAGCUCUCCUCCAACCCCUGUGAUUGGCAACGAUGAAGCUACCACGGAAUCGACCUGGACAGGCGUGCAUUUGCAGCCCGGAGCAUUGGCAACUUUGCAUGCUUUGUCCGGCGGGGAUGAAGAUGGCAGUCUCGAAGAGGAGGAUAAUGAAGCUGUCCAGGCCGAUCAAAUGCAGCCCGCUCAGGCUCCAGAGAUGCAGCAGAACUCUCUCCGACUUGUUACCGAUUUCCUGUCUCAAGCAGCAUCGCGGGCAAACACUCGUUCGCCCAUCCUUGCUCGGCAAUCUCUUGCAGGACUUACCAGGCUCAGUAUCCCGUCUCCAGGUGGCUUCUUUUCCGGCCUGUCGCCUCAGAGCAGGAAUACCUGGCAUCCAAGAACCCUUACGCCAAUCGAGAUAAUCCCCACCACCACAACAGCAGAGCAGUUCUACCGCUGCCCCUGGAAUGCCGAUAGCUCUCCUGUUCCUCCGGUACCUCAGCGAGACGAAGCAGAGGAUUUCUAUCGAAGCGUGAGCCUUACAUCAUCUGCACCGGUUGAGCAUAUUGUGGAAGUUCGAGCCAGCCAGAUUAUCGACGAGGAUGAUAUGCCCACUGCUAGGCCCAUCAUCCACAUACCAACAAAUAAUGAACCGAGCGAGGCCAUGAAAUCUCCUUCUUCUCCUGAUGUCGAAGCUAUUCCAACUGAAAUUGUCGAAGAUUAUGACCCUAGCUAUGCCCGAAAGCAACAGCUAGAGGCCUUGUCAAACCUUGAUCGUACUGAGCUGUGGCUCAUGGCGCAGCGAGUAUAUCUUAAAGGCGUAGACACUGUCGAAGAUAACGGUGCUUUGGAGACGAUUGAAGAAGACUUGGACGAGGAGGAUGAGGACAUGGCCAAGUUGGAUAUCAAGCCCUUGUCUGAACCAGUGCAGAAGCCAGGCCAGAAGGACGCAGCGACAAAGAAAGUAGUUCGAUUUUCCAACAUCAUUACGACAACGGUGAUCGCAAAGAGCCUUCCUUCAAAGCUCCUUCGCCAGGAAUCCGCGUACUAUAGAGCGUUCCAGGACUACGUGGUCCGAACCCAGCUGAGCGACAUCUUUGUUUUCCAACUCUCCCGGUUUGAAGCCCUUCAGGCACAGAGGGUAGCACUUCGCUCUGCUCACCACAGCCAACUGCUUGGAAAGUAUCAGCUUAGCGUUCUCCCCCAGUCUGCUAAGAAGCGCCUGAGUGCAAACGUCGUGCGUGGCGAUGAUGUCCUGCUUGAUGAUCCGGAAACGCUACGAAAGGAGAAGGAGGCCGAAGCUAUGAAGCAGAUGGCCAUGGCCACUUGGCAUGUAGCAGCAAUGAAGUUUCUCAACGGCGGAAAACUCAUUUCUGCCCCUGUUGCCAAGCGACUGGCCCGGCUCUCACGACUGGGAUCAGGCAAAGAUGGCGUUGGCCGUGACCGAGCUAGGAUCUUGGAUCUCGGUGGUCAAGCUACUUGCGAUUGGGCAUGGCACUGUGCUCUUACCUACCCAAACGCCAAGAUUUACACAGUCACUACCAAGGCAGUUCGCCAAAUGUCCAACUCCAAUAUCCGAGGCCCACCAAACCAUCGCCAAGUUGCCGUUGAGCGGCUCACAAAGCUUCCCUUUGCAGAUAACCAGUUUGACUUAAUCUCUGCUCGUGAGCUCCACGGUCUGCUCAAGUUUAUUGGUGAAAACGGCGAGGAUGAGUGGGAGAGCUGCCUUCAGGAAUGUAUGCGAGUUCUGAAGCCUGGCGGCUACCUUGAGUUUUCCCUGCUCGACUCAGAUAUCAUGAACGCAGGUCCAUUGGGCCUUGCCAAGAGCGUUGAAUUUGGCUUCACCCUCAAAACCCUUGGCUACGACCCCAACCCAACAAAGUUGUGGCUAGGCCGACUUGCUCGUGCUGGUUUUCGCGAUGCUCGCCGUGCCUGGCUCUGUCUUCCCGUUGGAGCCAAGCAAGUCGUCAAGCCUCCUACUCCUCCUCCCAAAGACAACCUCCCAGGACCAGACGCUAAAGUCUGCCAGAUGGACGCAAUGGUUAUGGGAAGCACAGAUGACAUUGCCAACGUUUGCGGCAUUGCCGGUGGCUGGAGCUGGGAGAGGUGGCUUCUCCGAUGCGAGAUGGAGAAGGUCGCCGGCGAACUGAGACUUGUAGACACUGUCACCGCUAGCCCGGCUAUCAAGGAGGCGAGCAAGUGUCUGGAAGGAUCCAGAGGCGAAAUGUCGAACCCCAACAAUUGGCAGGAGGAGGCGAUGCGCCGUCUGCGUCAGAUGCAGACGCGGGGCGGCUAUCCCGGAGGACGAGGGCCUCAGAUGCCCAGAGGAGCGAAUCCCGCGCUGUUUGGAGGAAUUCUGCUGGCCGGCGGUGCUUAUCUGCUGUCGAACUCGCUGUUCAACGUGGAUGGUGGUCACCGAGCGAUCAAGUACCAGAGAUUAACGGGCGUGAGCAAGGAGAUUUACAGCGAAGGAACACACAUCAAUAUCCCAUGGUUCGAGACGCCCGUCAUCUAUGACGUACGAGCAAAGCCGAGGAAUGUUGCCUCGUUGACAGGCACCAAAGACUUGCAGAUGGUCAACAUCACCUGCCGUGUUCUCUCAAGACCAAAUGUCGAAUCUCUGCCCCAGAUCUACAGAACGCUUGGAACCGACUACGAUGAGCGAGUGCUGCCUUCGAUUGUGAACGAGGUGCUGAAGAGCGUCGUCGCCCAGUUCAAUGCCAGUCAGCUCAUCACCCAGCGAGAAAUGGUUGCCAGACUAGUACGAGAGAAUUUGUCGCGCCGAGCUGCGCGAUUCAACAUUCUGCUUGAUGACGUGUCUUUGACGCACCUCGCCUUUUCCCCAGAAUUCACAGCUGCUGUCGAAGCCAAGCAGGUUGCGCAACAAGAGGCGCAGCGAGCAGCCUUCGUCGUCGACAAGGCCCGACAGGAGAAGCAAGCCAUGGUUGUCAAGGCACAGGGUGAGGCUCGAUCUGCUGAGCUGAUUGGUGAUGCGAUCAAGAAGAGCAAGGCCUACGUGGAGCUGAAGAAGAUUGAGAACGCUAGGCUCAUUGCCCAACAGCUGCAAGAGUCUGGAGCGAAGAACAGACUGCUUUUGGAUGCUGAGGGUCUGGGUCUCAAUGUCUUUGAGGACUCAGAGAGGAAAUAA